Molecule: messenger RNA, 640 nt
Organism: Ornithorhynchus anatinus (platypus)
Lineage: Eukaryota; Metazoa; Chordata; Mammalia; Monotremata; Ornithorhynchidae
Product: TRPM8 channel-associated factor 2
Exons: 1
Coding region: 32-640 (202 amino acids)
Source: RefSeq, a predicted model, not a curated record
GCUCUCUGCUCGACUCCGGCAACACCUGGAAAUGAAUCCUGGAGCCGCCUACAAGGCUCUGGUGAGUGACAUCGGCACUUUGGACUUCUCAGGACCGGCCCAGCCCUGCGCCCUGCUACUCACCGGUGACCGGUCCUUCCCGGUGCUCGUGGACACCAAAGGGCAGGUCCUUGCUGCCGCGGCCCAAUACGGGCAGGGCCGGAUGGUGGUCCUCGCCCACGAGAGCUACCUGAGCAACCCUGGCUUUGCCCGCUUCCUCCGCAAUGUGGUGCAGUGGCUGAAGCCCCGCCCGGAUGCCCUGGUCAGUGUCCAGGAGGGCCUGGCACCCCUCCCUGGGUGCAGCCCAGAAACGGCUGGUCCCGAGAAGCAGGGAGUUCAGGUCGGGGUUCGGAUCUGUGAUGCCUACAGGCUGGAGCGGCCGGAGGACCUGGUCCAGUUCGUGAAGGCCGGGGGAGGGCUGCUCAUCGGGGGCCAGGCCUGGUACUGGGCUAGCCAGCACGGCCCGGACCAGGUGCUGUCUGACUUCCCUGGCAACCGGGUGACCAGCGUGGCCGGCGUCUACUUCACCAGAGGCUUGGGAGAAGUGGGGACCGUGAGUGUCCCAGAGAAAAUGCCCAGGAUCCCCCUGCUUGUCCAGUGA